Symsagittifera roscoffensis is the source of this 1887-nucleotide messenger RNA. RefSeq lists its product as uncharacterized. The transcript has 5 exons. Lineage: Eukaryota; Metazoa; Xenacoelomorpha; Acoela; Convolutidae. Bases 82 to 1392 code for a protein of 436 amino acids. The record is from RefSeq and is a predicted model, not a curated record.
UAUUCUAAGUUUAAUUCAAAUUGCUAAGGUGCUGAAACUACAAGUAGUUUUAGCACUUACAAAUAAGUGGGUUGAUAGUUGAUGGAGUAUGAUUGGUACACUGACUACUACAGAUUUGAAGUGAAGACCCAAAACCAACAUUCCAUGUACCCUGGAGCCAAAAAUGCUGGCAACUGUGAUACUUCAUGGAUUUCGGCAAACACAUACGUCACAGAAGAGGGCCAUCCCUACACCAUAAUCGACACUCCUCCAAUCACGCAUCAGUCUCUGGGAAAUGACUUGAUAACGUUUCUAAAGCAGUACCAGUACGAAAAAAUUGAUGCAGUAUGCAUCGUGCAACCUGGCAACAAAGCCGAAAUUCCGAGUUACGACAUGUCUGUGAUGAAACAAGUUACGUCACUGUUCGAGCGCAACGCAAUUGGGAACAUAUUUCUCAUUUCGACAUUUGGACUGCACAGAGAGAGCAGCAUUUCGGGGCUCGAAUUUGAACGCCAAAUUUCACUUGAAAAUAGCUGCCUUUUCACACAAAACGAAACUUCUCGUGCAAUGUGGGAGUUGUCAUUUACGAACUACGAGGCUUUUGUCGACUAUAUAUCCAAAUCAGGAAAACCAGCGGUUAGGUUGGUUGAGAAUGAAUGGAAAAUGGACCCUAAGGAGAUUGAAAACGCAAUUUUAUCACUCGAAGAGGCUAUUCAAAAACUACUCUACGACUCUGCUAACUUGAACCGGGAAAAAGAGCAACUUGCAGCUAUGAAGGACGACAUAAACACUUUGCAAAAUCUAGAAUACAACGUGGUAGUUCAGAAAAAGGAGAAAGUAAACAAGCCUCAAGGUUUGUUUGUGACCGUGUGUUUGCACUGCUCGCAAACUUGUCACGAUAACUGCUCGUUUGAAAAUGACGAGGAUAAACAUCAGUGUGUAGCGAUGGAUUCAAACGAGCCCGCGGAGUCUCGCCACUGCAAGAAUUGUUCCGAGAAAUGUCACUGGCGCAAACACUCUAACACUCCUUAUUUCUACAGGGUGGUGGAAGAGACUGUUUGUAAGCCUAUCGAGGGUUUAUUGGAUCUCUACUCCAUUCGAGCGGAUGACAUCAGGAGAGGGGAGAAGGUGGUUGCUCAUUUGGAGAAAACGGUGACGGAGACCCUAAUUCAGAUGGUGCAGCAGAUUGAGAUCAUUGAGCGAAAUAUCAGAUAUAUGGAGCAGUUUGACAUCACAAACGCCGCUGAUGCCAAAAACAGAGCCGACAGGAAAAGGAGGAGCUAUAUUGAGAAGUUGAAGGACAAGGAGGAAUAUGAAAAUCAGGCGGGAAGUAAGGAAAGAAUCAACCAACUUGAGAAGGCGCAGUUGGGCGAACAAUACCUUAAAGCUGUAAUCGAACAGAUGGAAGCCUAGACUUUUAUUGAGAAAUUUCGACUCCAAAAAAGCUGUAUAUAAUCUUUAACAAAUUAAACAAAAUUUGGUUUAGAAAUACUUUAUUGAUGAUCUAAUUCGUUUAAUAAUGAUAGGGGAAAAACUUUACACAACUUGGUCGUAUCUAAGGUAGCACUUUGAAACAAAUGCAAAGUAGAUUUCAAAAACUUUGAUUUUAGUGUUUCUUUCUACGCUGUAACUCUCAAAGUUUAAGUCGCACAAUUUUAGGUAGCACCAUUCUUGGGAGGAAAAACUUCGGCAAAGUUGGGAACGAAAACAAACUAGAGCGUUUCAAAUUUAGAUCGAAGCUUUGAUUAGCGUCCACGUUUGCUUCGAAGUAACAAUUUAGUUUCAUAAUUUGAUAUAGAUAAAAAAUAAAACAUGUCUAUUUUUGCAGAUUUGGCCUAGAAUUCUUUCAGUCGAAGAAAAGUAACUUUAGUAAAUUUUUCAAUUUAUUUCGAUCGAAUGUUCAUAUUA